AUGUCUUCCUAUGGACAGAUGCUUAGCUCCCGCUGUGCUGAGCCAUGUGAAGUGACAUGCUCGCAACCGUUUGUCAACUGUUGGAAUGAACCAUGUGUCAGCUCAUGUGGAGACUCAAGAGCAAUCGUGUACGCGCCACCCGUUGUGGUAACUUUUCCGGGACCCAUUAUCAGCUCGUGCCCUCAGGAAAGUAUUGUGGGAACUGCCAUGCCUGAAAUUGAGGGUCACAUGGGCUCCGGAGGUGGAGGAAUGGGCUCCGGAGGUGGAGGAAUGGGCUCCGGAGGUGGAGGAAUGAGCUCCGGAGGUGGAGGAAUGGGCUCUGGUGGUUCCUGUGUUGGAGGCAGCUCCUAUGGGAUGGGCUCCCAUGGUUCAGGCAGUUCUUAUGGUGGCAUGGGAGGGGGCUCAUAUG
Messenger RNA from Eurypyga helias (sunbittern), 409 nucleotides. RefSeq names its product feather keratin B-4-like. Gene Ontology annotation, molecular function: structural constituent of cytoskeleton. The transcript has a single exon. The record is from RefSeq and is a predicted model, not a curated record. NCBI's taxonomy places the organism in Eukaryota, Metazoa, Chordata, Aves, Eurypygiformes, Eurypygidae. The annotation marks the transcript as partial. Gene Ontology annotation, cellular component: intermediate filament.